This is a messenger RNA of Chanos chanos (milkfish), 876 nucleotides long. Its product is annotated as potassium-transporting ATPase subunit beta-like. Gene Ontology annotation, cellular component: sodium:potassium-exchanging ATPase complex. Bases 1 to 876 code for a protein of 291 amino acids. The transcript is spliced from 7 exons. Gene Ontology annotation, biological process: intracellular potassium ion homeostasis; potassium ion import across plasma membrane; intracellular sodium ion homeostasis. Lineage: Eukaryota; Metazoa; Chordata; Actinopteri; Gonorynchiformes; Chanidae. The record is from RefSeq and is a predicted model, not a curated record. Gene Ontology annotation, molecular function: ATPase activator activity.
AUGGCAACCCUCAAAGAGAAGAGGACCUGUGGUCAAAGGUGUGAAGACUUCGGUCGCUUUGUGUGGAACUCGGAGAAUGGGACGUUUAUGGGCAGAACGCCGCUGAGAUGGGUUUACAUCAGUCUGUACUACGUGGCGUUCUACGUUGUGAUGACGGGUCUCUUCUCCCUGGCCAUUUAUGUGCUCAUGUACACUAUAGACCCUUAUGUACCGAUGUAUCAAGAUCGAUUAAAAUCGCCAGGGGUAAUGGUUUGGCCGGACACAUACUCAGACGAGCAGGUUCAGAUCACCUACAACAUGUCCAACAAACAAAGCUGGGGGAAGAUGUCCCAGUGCCUCACCACCUUCCUAAAACCCUACAAUGACACCACGCAGAAACAAAUCAACCCUUGCAACUGUACCACAGGCAAAUACUUCAUACAGAACACAUAUAAUGCACCUAACCACACCAAAUAUGCUUGCCCUUUCCUGCAAAGCAUGCUGGGUAACUGCUCUGGCAUUAGCGACCCAAGCUUUGGCUAUUCAGGGUCACAGCCAUGUGUGAUCAUCAAGAUGAACAGGAUUAUCAAUUUUCUUCCAAAUAAUGGAACUGGACUUGCACCCUACGUGAACUGCACUGUCUUGGAAGGCCAAGAAAACGUGAGAUCAAUGGAGUAUUACCCCACAAACGGCACCUUUGACCUCUCCUACUACCCUUACUAUGGCAGGAAGGCACAGCCGACUUACUACAACCCUCUGGUGGCUGUGAAAAUUGACCUGGUCAACCAGCGCACGGCGAAGAUGCAUUGUAGAGUGAUGGCAAACAACAUUGCGUAUGAGAGCAUUCAUGAACCCUACACGGGUAGAGUGGUCUUCUACAUCCAAGCUUUGAGUUAA